AUGCUCAAUACUCCUGAAGCAUUUUUUUAUAUUAAAUUUAUUCCUAUUUAUUGGUCUAAAGAAAAAUAUUUGCAACUUGAACAAAAUCUUUCUCAACAAAUGAAUAACGAAGGACUAUUUCAAUUUCACUAUGAUAAUGAUGAUCAGAAUAGUAUUGAGAAUAUUCUUCCACCAGAAUUUAAAAGGCGUAAAGGUCCAACAGCAAACAACAGAAUUAAAUCAUCUGUUGAGGAUAAUAAACGUAAGACUGCAGAAAGCAAAACAUUAAAAUGA
This is a messenger RNA of Funneliformis mosseae, 273 nucleotides long. Lineage: Eukaryota; Fungi; Glomeromycota; Glomeromycetes; Glomerales; Glomeraceae. The record is from the annotation of a GenBank genome assembly.